This is a messenger RNA of Felis catus (domestic cat), 5125 nucleotides long. RefSeq names its product SID1 transmembrane family member 1 (gene SIDT1). The transcript is spliced from 26 exons. The coding region runs from base 776 to 3262 and encodes 828 amino acids. Lineage: Eukaryota; Metazoa; Chordata; Mammalia; Carnivora; Felidae. The record is from RefSeq and is a predicted model, not a curated record. Gene Ontology annotation, cellular component: membrane.
CUUUACCCUGUCUAUUCAUUGCUGUUAUGACUGUACAUAUUUAAUACAUACAGCGAGGGAGAGAGAAAGCGAUGAUGUGAGGCACUGCUGGAGAAGAGAAGAUGAUAAGGAAAUAAAACAGGUGUCUGGGAAGGGUUGCUGUUAGAGAAGGAAGAACUGAGCAUUAAUAGCCAUCAUUCAGAUGGGCAGGAGUUCUCUGCAGGUAGCAGACAGGAAAAGCGAACUCGUGCACCCUCUUUGGGGACAGGCUCUGUUGCUUUCUAUUUCUUCUCUUGCAGCCAGGGUACACAUUUACUUGAAACAGACUGUUAUUUCCUGUUCGGUGGCUGGUCAGGUUGACUCUUGAAGACUAGUGAACAUUUCUAAUGUAUCUUAUGCCUUUUUUUUUUUUUUUUUUUUUUUUUUUUUUGAGGUUGAGUAGGGAAGAGAUCUGUUGAAAUUCUAGCUGGGUAAGUGGGGGAUUCUCAGAAAUGAGAAAGGGGGAAGGAAACCGAUGUAGAAGCCGGAGAGCACAGCAGCAGCCCGAGACCCCCCUACCCCCCGCCUCCACUACUCUCGGCCCGCGACCUCCCGCGGAGACCCCAGGCGGCUGCAUCAAUAUUUGAUCGACCCUUCGCCCGAGCGCGCGUUGCCAGCACUCGCCGGUGGGGCUUGCCUGGCAUCGCCCGCGCUGCGCUGUAGCGCCGGGGCCCGCAGGGGGCUUUGGAAGGACCAGCUCUGCGCUCGCCCCCUCGCCAGGGCGGCUCUGCUUCGCGGCAGGGGCGCGGCGCCCACCAUGCGGGGCUGCCCGCGGCUGGCGCUGCUCUGUGCGCUGCUGCCCUGGCUCCUGCGGGCGGCGGCACCCCCGCGCCCCGCGCAACCCCUGGCGCGCGGAGACCCCCGCGACCCCGCCAGGGGCGCCGAUUUCGAUCGCGUCUACAGCGGGGUGGUGAGCCUCAGCACCGAGAACAUCUACUCCUUCAACUACACCAGCCAGCCUGGCCAGGUGAAUGCUGUGCGGGUAUAUGUGAACAGUUCCUCCGAGAACCUCGACUACCCAGUCCUCGUUGUGGUUCGCCAGCAAAAAGCGGUGCUGUCCUGGCAGGUUCCUCUGCUCUUCCAAGGACUAUACCAGAGGAGUUACAACUACCAGGAAGUGAGCCGCACCUUAUGUCCCUCCGAAGCAACCAAUGAAACAGGACCUCUGGAGCAACUGAUAUUUGUAGAUGUAGCCUCCAUGGCACCCCUGGGGGCCCAGUACAAACUGCUGGUUACCAAGAUCCAGCACUUCCAGCUACAGACAAAUGUUGCCUUUCACUUCACUGCCAGCCCCUCUCAACCUCAGUAUUUUCUAUACAAAUUUCCUGAUGAUGUGGACUCAGUUAUUAUUAAAGUCAGGUCUGAAAUGGCUUAUCCAUGUUCUGUUGUCUCAGUCCAGAAUAUCAUGUGCCCAGUAUAUGAUCUCGACCACAAUGUGGAAUUUAAUGGUGUCUAUCAGUCCAUGACCAAGAAAGCUGCCAUUACACUGCAGAAGAAGGAUUUUCCAGGCGAGCAGUUCUUCGUGGUAUUUGUGAUAAAGCCUGAAGAUUAUGCCUGUGGAGGAUCUUUCUUUAUCCAGGAAAAGGAGAACCAAACCUGGAAUCUACAACGAGCAAAGAACCUUAAAGUGACCAUUGUUCCUUCCAUUAAAGAAACUAUUUAUGUGAAAUCCAUCCUUCUCAGUUUCCUCAUCUUCUUCUCCUUCUACUUGGGAUGCCUGCUUAUUGCGUUUGUUCAUUAUAUCAGAUUUCAAAGAAAAUCCAUUGAUGGAAGCUUUGGUUCCAGUGAUGGCUCUGGAAAUAUGGCGGUGUCACAUCCCAUUGCUGCCAGCACCCCUGAAGGAAGCAAUUAUGGGGCAAUAGAGGAGUCAAGCUCCAGUCCUGGCAGGCAGAUGUCCUCCUCCGAUGGUGGGCAGCCAUGCCAGUCGGACACAGACAGCUCUGUGGAGGAGAGUGACUUCGACACCAUGCCAGACAUUGAGAGUGAUAAGAACAUCAUCCGGACCAAGAUGUUCCUUUACCUGUCAGAUCUGUCCAGGAAGGACCGGAGGAUUGUCAGCAAAAAAUAUAAAAUUUAUUUCUGGAACAUCAUCACCAUUGCUGUGUUUUAUGCACUGCCUGUGAUCCAGUUGGUCAUCACCUACCAGACAGUGGUGAAUGUCACAGGCAAUCAGGACAUCUGCUACUACAACUUCCUCUGUGCUCACCCAUUGGGCGUCCUGAGUGCCUUCAACAACAUUCUCAGUAACCUGGGCCACGUGCUCCUGGGCUUCCUCUUCCUGCUGAUAGUCUUGCGCCGAGACAUUCUCCAUCGCAGAGCCCUAGAAGCCAAGGACAUCUUUGCCAUGGAUUAUGGGAUUCCUAAACACUUUGGUGUUUUCUAUGCUAUGGGCAUCGCGUUGAUGAUGGAAGGAGUGCUCAGUGCUUGUUACCAUGUCUGUCCUAAUUACUCCAACUUCCAAUUUGACACCUCCUUCAUGUACAUGAUCGCCGGCCUCUGCAUGCUGAAGCUCUACCAGACCCGCCACCCAGACAUCAAUGCCAGCGCCUAUGCUGCCUACGCCUCCUUCGCGGUGGUCAUCACGCUCACUGUCCUCGGAGUGGUGUUUGGAAAAAACGACCUGUGGUUCUGGAUCAUCUUCUCCGCAAUCCAUAUCUUGGCAUCUCUAGCCCUUAGCACCCAGAUCUACUACAUGGGUCGUUUCAAGAUAGAUGUGUCUGACACAGAUCUGGGGAUUUUCCGAAGGGCCGCUAUGGUGUUCUACACGGACUUCGUCCAGCAGUGCAGCCGGCCUCUGUAUAUGGAUAGAAUGGUGUUGCUCAUCGUGGGGAAUCUGGUUAACUGGUCCUUCGCCCUCUUUGGACUGAUCUAUCGACCCCGGGACUUCGCUUCCUACAUGCUGGGGAUCUUCAUCUGUAACCUGCUGCUCUACCUGGCCUUUUACAUCAUCAUGAAGCUCCGCAGCUCGGAGAAGCUCCUCCCCAUCCCGCUCUUCUGCAUCGUGGCCACGGCUGUGGUGUGGGCCUCCGCUCUGUACUUUUUCUUCCAGAAUCUCAGCAGCUGGGAGGGAACCCCAGCCGAAUCCCGGGAGAAGAACCGGGAGUGUAUCCUGCUCGAUUUCUUUGAUGACCAUGACAUCUGGCACUUCCUCUCUGCCACAGCCCUGUUUUUCUCAUUCUUGGUUUUGUUAACCCUGGAUGAUGACCUGGACGUGGUUCGGAGGGACCAGAUCCCUGUCUUCUGAGCCUCCAGCACUAAGAAAGGGAGGGGGAGCAAUCGAUCUCGGUGCUGUUUCAUGAAAAUACAGGGACCGCAGCAAAGUCACCACUGCCAAAUGCUCCACUCACCUCGUCAGGUCAACUUGGUGUGCGCUCACACAGGGAGGACAGGGGCAGGAGGGAGAUUCAAACCUGCAAGAAGGGAGGCGGAGGGGAAGCCACGGGUCUGGACAGAGGCAAUCCCUGAAGAGUCUAGAGACACCCAUCCCCCUGUGUUUGCAGCCCUGAGCUAAACGUGGACACAAGCUGCAUCCAAGUCAACUCUGUCUUGGGACCCCUCCCGCCCUCCUCUGAGACUCGACGGCAAGGACAGAGUGAUGCUGCCCUCUUCUGUCCAGCUGCCUCCAGGCCCGGAGAGGCCAGCAGCUCAGAUCUCCUGCCCAAACACUUUUUAGAUGGGCCCCCUUCGCACCCCCACGAUAUCUGCUGCUUGACACAUCCUAGAGCACCAGCUCGCUUCUCCAGAGUCCAGGGGUGAUACAGCUCCUCAGAGUCUGGUGGAGGGCUGAACCCACGCCCUAGGGCUUAGUAGGACCAGCUAGUCACCUCCUUGAAAGGAAUGCUGUAUGCGUCCCCCAGGUUCCUGACCCCAUUAGAAGGGCUCUGGAUUGGGCUUUGUCACGCACUCGUCCUAACAGGUAACUGUUUCCAGGACCAAGGCUUGGGUGCUCACCUACUUGUUAGUGUCUUCAUGCCACCGCUGUGUGUUGACCCCACAACUCAGGUUCUACUUUCCUGGGUUAGGCCCCGGCGUUCUCUCACCAGCUCCAAAAACUCUUCUAGCAGCAGAAGGAGUGAGAGAAAUGACCGACAGGGCUAAGAGACUGGUGGCAUCAGCCUCCAGCAAACAGACCUCACCCUAAGGAAGUGGGUGCCUAGAGCACAUGCAGCAAAGCUGAAACUGCCUCCUCGAGCGUCCAACUCUAACAGCUCGAUUCUGUGCCCAUGUCACCUGUGGGGAAUAAAUAAUUGUUCAAACCAGGGAUGCUGCAUUGGGGGUCCUCUGCCACCGACCAAGCCCCUUACCUGUCACUUGAGGCAGGUUAGGGCCUCCAGAUUUUCUCUCUGAAGUUCUCUGGAAGUAACUCUCAGGAUGAACACAUUUUACUCAUCCUCUUGAGUUGCAAAGAGCAAGCUGAUUGAGGAUUGCUUCUUGGUUGCACCGGAUUCUCAUUCUCUCACCAGUAAGGUGCUGCAAAGCCCACUUCACUGCCACCGUCUGACAUCUCUGCCCCUGCCACGCCCCAUUUGGACCACGCACCCGUGGUACCUGGAGGAAGAUGUAAUCAGAAAAGAGACAUAUGAAUGUGCACCCUAUAUAUAUUUGCCUGUGAAGUUGAAGUCACCUGUCACCUCUGCUUUCCUGAUCGUUCAUUAGGGAAAUGGAUCAGGCGUCCUUUUUGUUUAAAAAAGUAUUACUCUGUCUCUAAAAUAUUUGUAUAAUGUUCAAAGUCACAUUGCAGAAGUUUCAAUAGCAAACUUUUCCGGAUUUUAAAAACACAAAGAUGCUUUUAAUGAAACUUUUUGUGAUUUUCUUUUCUAAAAUGUUCCCAAACCUAUCAUUGCUUUUCUACUAUUCUUCCUUCCUUAAAAACUGUUGGCUUCCAUAGGCUACAUAAAGGCCACCUAUAAAAAUAGUUGUGAUAGUCUAACAUCUAAAACAAAUUUCAAAUCCAUUUAAUAAUGGCUCAUUUGACCUAAUUCUUUUAUUUUAAUGCACUGAUGGCUUCAAUAAAAAAAAAAAAAAAAAAAGGUGCACUAAGGAAAUGUGGACAAAGUCUGUUCAAGUGGCCCUGUGGCCCAAAGUUAAUAAAUUGUGAGAUGCGUUA